AUGCCCUCAAAUACAUAUGACUUUAUCGUUAUAGGAGGUGGUACGGCUGGUCUGGUAGUUGCAACUCGUCUCUCUGAGGAACCAAGUCAGCGCGUUCUCGUCUUAGAGGCCGGUUCGGACCUCAGCUCGGAUCAUCGAAUCAAGACUCCAGCUUCCUGGACAUCGCUACAGGGAACUGAGGCAGACUGGGGUUUCAAGACUGAGGCACAGACACUCCUCAACGGAAGAUCUAUCGGGGUUAGCCAAGGCAAGGUCCUUGGAGGCUCCAGCUCCAUCAAUGCCCAGGUGUUCGUCCCAUGCAACCCAUCUGUGAUUGAUCAUUGGGGAUCGUCCCUCGGAAAUAGCGGUUGGAGUUGGGAGACUCUUCGUCCGUAUUACGCUAAAGCUUAUACUUCUCCUCCAGUCGAUAGCUCCUUGACAGAGACGCUCGGUAUUGAUGGAUGGUCAGAUCAUAGUAGUACACAUGGUCCUCUUCCAACCUCGUUCCCCGGAAACCCAUUUCACCCCAUCAGGAAGGCCUGGGCAGACACGUUUCGAGCCAAUGGCUACUAUAAUGCACAGGAUCCCUUUAUUAAUGGAUCUUUGGGAAGCUUUUCUUGCCUUGCGACCGUCGACCCAGUCACAAAAGAGAGAACCAACGCCGCUUCGGCAUAUUACCAUCCAAAUAAAACGAGAAAGAACUUAGUUGUUCUCACAAAUUCUACUGCCGAGAAAAUCCUUCUCGAUAGCGAAAGCCAUGACAGCGAGAAGCCCGCUGCAGCUACUGGGGUUCUCUAUAGAUACAACGGCGAGUACCGGCAAGCUACCUGUAACAAGGAGGUCAUUAUUGCCGCAGGUGCCCUUCAAUCACCUAAGAUAUUAGAGCUCUCUGGGAUCGGGAAUGCGAAUGUCUUGGAAAAGCACGGCAUAGACCCUAUCAUUAACCUUCCAGGAGUCGGAGAGAACCUUUAUGAUCAUUUGAUUGACACAAUCAGUUAUUUGGCGGUAGAUGAACUGGAAACGCUCGAUCCUCUCAUCUCAGACCCAUCCGUACGUGAACAAGCCGCAAAGGACUUCGCGGAGCGUCGGACUGGUCUGCUUAGUUCGAUGGGAGUAUAUACAUACGCCUAUCUCCCUAUAAUGGAACAUCUCUCCAGUGAAGGCCGAGAGCGGCUAACCAAAUUGCUUUUCGACAAUUGUCCUGCUUCAGGAAAGGAACCUGACCAGGUCAGAGCUCGGGCGUACUAUCAAGUGGCGAAGGCAACCCUUCUUGACCCCAAGCAGGCUUCCGGCACGUAUCUCUCGUUCCUUGGACCAUGGGGUGGCCCAAUUGAAGGAAAUAGUCGGACUUUAACUCUUGGCGCCAUGCUUUCUCAGCCGCUCUCUCGUGGUAGUGUCCAUAUCAGUUCUAAAGAUACUUCGGCUGCUCCCAUCGUCAACCCUAAUUAUCUAUCGAAUCCGCUCGACCUGGAUUUAUACGCUGAGCAUAUGCUCUACAUUGAAACCAUUGCACGCUCGCACCCUCUAACUGAUUUAAUUAAACACCCCAUCACCCACCAGGAUCCGUCUUCAACCCUCACCGAUCUGGGAACGGCAAGAAAGUGGAUCCAGAAGAGUGCGGCGUCCAUGUGGCACCUAGGAGGUAGUUGUGCAAUGUUACCGAAAAAUAUGAACGGGGUCGUAGAUAGCACGCUCAAAGUCUACGGUACCCGGAACCUCCGUAUCGUAGAUUCGAGCGCAAUCCCCCUAAUCAGCACUGCCAAUCUACAGUCUACUGUGUACGCAUUUGCCGAGAGGGCAGCUGACCUAAUUAAGGAAACAUGGAGUUUGACAUGA
This is a messenger RNA of Annulohypoxylon maeteangense, 1815 nucleotides long. Its product is annotated as putative GMC oxidoreductase. Gene Ontology annotation, molecular function: flavin adenine dinucleotide binding; oxidoreductase activity, acting on CH-OH group of donors. Lineage: Eukaryota; Fungi; Ascomycota; Sordariomycetes; Xylariales; Hypoxylaceae. Bases 1 to 1815 code for a protein of 604 amino acids. The record is from RefSeq and is a predicted model, not a curated record. The transcript has 3 exons.